ACUGUGAUUUGCCGGUGUAUAUACACUUUACUGACCAGGUAGACCUGAGUGGACGCGUCUUUGGAACUCCAUCUCCAUACUAAAAGCAGGUGAAAACAGGAGUUCCUCGGCUCCACCAAACUCAACACACCCAAAAAAACCCCAAAAACCUUCUCCAGUUUUUCCAGCACACCAUCGUCCAUUUUACUUCUCCAAAAAAAAAAAACCCAACAACAUGGUGGACAAAAUGGCGUCUUUUGGGCGCAUGCUGCUGCGUCGUCGGGCCCUGGACUGUUCGGGGGAGGAGACGCGAUUCGCUCGUUGCCUCUCCACGCUUGACCUGGUCGCCCUGGGGGUUGGUUCAACACUGGGCGCCGGAGUCUACGUGCUUGCGGGUGAGGUGGCGAGAGAGAAAGCAGGACCGGCCAUCGUCCUUUGCUUCCUGGUGGCUGCGCUGUCGUCCAUGCUAGCAGGGCUUUGCUACGCGGAGUUUGGCGCCCGCGUGCCGAAGACUGGCUCAGCAUACCUCUACAGUUACGUGACAGUGGGCGAGAUCUGGGCUUUCAUCACCGGAUGGAAUCUUAUACUGUCCUACGUCAUAGGAACCGCCAGCGUGGCUCGGGCCUGGAGCUCCACCUUCGAUAAUCUGGUGGAACAGAAGAUUUCCAGCUUCUUCCGGGCUUGCAUGGCGAUGAGGGUUCCCGGCAAUGUCUUGGCCGAAUACCCAGAUCUGUUUGCCCUCAUUCUUGUGCUGUUACUCACCGGUCUCCUCGCGUUCGGUGUUAGCGAGUCCGCCCUGGUCAAUAAAAUCUUCACAGGCAUCAACCUGGUGGUGCUGGGCUUCGUCAUCAUCUCCGGCUUUGUGAAGGGUAACACUGCCAACUGGAACCUCACGCUGGAGGACUUCCUCAACAGCACCAACGCCACCGCGGAAAUGAUACCGGAGAAUUUUGGCAAAGGCGGCUUCGCUCCAUUCGGCAUUGGCGGCAUCCUGUCAGGAGCUGCCACCUGUUUCUACGCGUUCGUGGGCUUCGACUGCAUCGCCACCACCAGUGAAGAGGCGAAAAACCCCAUGAGGUCCAUCCCCGUGGGUAUCGUGGCGUCUCUGCUCAUCUGUUUCUUCGCCUAUUUCGGGGUUUCGGCCGCCCUCACCCUCAUGAUGCCCUAUUACAUACUGAACACCCAGAGUCCCCUGCCCGAAGCCUUCAGCUACGUUGGCUGGGCGCCGGCCAGAUACAUCGUGGCGGUGGGCUCCCUCUGCGCUUUGUCUACCAGCCUUCUCGGCUCCAUGUUCCCCAUGCCGAGGGUCAUCUACGCCAUGGCGGAGGACGGACUGCUGUUUCGUUCCCUGUCCAACAUGAACAAACGCACCAAAACCCCAGCGCUGGCCACCGUGGUGUCGGGCAUCGUCGCAGCUCUAAUGGCCUUCCUGUUUGACCUGGGCGCCCUCGUUGACCUCAUGUCUAUCGGAACGCUGUUGGCCUAUUCUUUGGUGGCUGUGUGUGUUCUCAUUCUGAGGUACCAGCCCGGCACCCUGAGCUCGUCCAGCCAGACGGAGAAGCUGGUGGAACUGGUCGGGGGGGAGAAGGUAGCGGUGAACGGGGACAGCGGUGAUGAGUACGGGGUUGAGUUUGAAGACAGGCCCCAGAGAGAAAAGUUCUCCCCAAAGCUGCUGCUCGUUCCCAGCCAAGAGACGCCAACCAAGACGUCUGGAACCAUCGUCUACGCCACCACCGCUGUCGUCUCCGUGUUGAUCACUCUGCUCUGUGUGGUGCUGGCCGGGUGUGUGACGGAGCUGUCUGAAGGUCAGCCCGUGUGGGUGACGAUCUGCGCUGUGCUGGCUUCUCUCUGUUUCGCUUGUGUCAUCAUCAUCUGGAGACAGCCCGAGAGCAAGGAGCCACUCAACUUCAAGGUGCCUUUGUUACCAUGGUUACCCCUUUUCAGUAUCUUUGUAAACGUCUACCUCAUGAUGCAGUUGGACCUGGCGACGUGGUGCCGUUUCGCUGUGUGGAUGGGCAUUGGUUUUUUGAUCUACUUCUUAUACGGUAUUCGGCACAGCACAGAGGCGAUGAACAGUUCUUCCCACAAAUACGACUCUGGCCUGGAGACCAAAAGCCCUAUUUACAGAGGCGGACAUGAGAGUGACGCCGAAGCCGUCUCACCGUAAAUGUAGUAGCAGUUAGCCUAGUAUCAUCGUUAGAAAGCACUAAACUCCAGGUGACAACUGCUGGUUAAAUGGAUUCAAAUGUAUAAAACAGUUCUCAACCAUUUUCCCCUGCCUCUAUUCCACGUUGUGGGUCACGGACUGCUUUGUUUAACGUACAUAUGUCACACGGUCUAAAUCCGCUAUGGAAAUGCAAAAAAAUUAACGUUGUGUAUAUUAGCGUCUGUAUUUAGCCGCUUGUUAGCGCGACUGUGCCUCUCGCUUUUAAACCCAGAUGGAUUCGGAGUUCCUGUAGUCUGCUGUACUGUAGUCCCCGGCCCACCGUUUUAUGAUGCGUGAUUGCGGGAAAAAUGCGAACAGGGUAUUUGUGCACGUGUUUUUUGUCUUGUUUUUUUUUUAUGUUUUGUUUUGGUUUGUUUUUUUUUUUUUUAUUAUUUCCCCAUUUUUGUCUGAAAGCACAUUGUUAGUCAGAACAAAAAGAUGAAGAACUGCAUCGGAGCGCACAUGGUGGUUGUCCGAACUUGGGGACACUUUAAUUGUGCUCUUGAGUUUUGACAACACCGCCCUCUAGUGUGGGAGGUAUAAAAUGAAAGCACCUUCUAAGCACUGCAACCACUAAGAAUGCGAGGUAUUAUCAGCUAUAAACCGCUAAUGCGGGAAGAGAGAAUGUACAUUCUAAUUGUAUCCAUAACUGGGUAUAUUUUAAAUAUAUCUCCAGUCAUACUGAUGAAGACAUCUUUUCUUAUCGUCGGUUUCGUACCCUGAAGGUAAUUAACCUGCAUGUAUGUUGCUAAUCCAAAGAGCGUAAGGACUAAUGAAUUGGCUAUUUAUUUAUGUGUAUGCCGCAUCAAUAUGACGAAAAAUUGGCUAUUUAUAUAUGUUUUAUUGCUGCAUCAAAAUGACAAAACAGUAUUGAACUACUACACAUGUUGCUGGACUUUCUUUGACUGUAGAUUCAGCUCAUGUGAUCACAGUGUUAUGUAAAUGUCAUACUGUCGUUUUUUGUUUUUUUGGUUUUUCUUUUUAAUCUGUUUUUCACUGUCCAUUCUUGUCUUUCUCUUCCU
Messenger RNA from Chanos chanos (milkfish), 3207 nucleotides. RefSeq names its product solute carrier family 7 member 3a (gene slc7a3a). Gene Ontology annotation, molecular function: amino acid transmembrane transporter activity. Gene Ontology annotation, cellular component: plasma membrane. The transcript is spliced from 12 exons. The record is from RefSeq and is a predicted model, not a curated record. Gene Ontology annotation, biological process: amino acid transport; transmembrane transport. The coding region runs from base 215 to 2146 and encodes 643 amino acids. Lineage: Eukaryota; Metazoa; Chordata; Actinopteri; Gonorynchiformes; Chanidae.